Molecule: messenger RNA, 2332 nt
Organism: Somion occarium
Lineage: Eukaryota; Fungi; Basidiomycota; Agaricomycetes; Polyporales; Cerrenaceae
Source: the annotation of a GenBank genome assembly
ACCUGCAAGUUGCUCUGCUCCUCCGCGGUUGUACACAUGAGCAGUAUAGGUGUUCUCCUGCACGCUUUGUCUCUGACCCUGGGGUGUCCUUUCCGCUAUCGUCCUAACGAAAAAGGACAUGAACUCGCCAACGGAACCACGUUGAUAAAAGGAGAAGGAGGAGAGAUCGGUCGCCGAUGACAGGAUAGUAGAGUUCUGACCAGGAGGAGACAAGACGACAGCGAGACUAAAUACCUUCAUGGUGAAUAUGUGUGCAGGACAAGGAGUGAGCCUGAGAGAGCAAGUUUCAGUUGCGCCGUUGUCCUGUGGCACAGGCAGCUGCAAGUGCACCGCGUCUUACGUAAACCCAUUUUCGUAAAUCGGAAACCUACUCUUUCCAUAUUGUGGCGCAAGUACUCUUGUCUUCAAACACCUAUGAAGUCGUGUUUGCAUGGGCUUUCUUGACCUCGCUGUAUACGUCGUCGGUUUCUGGGUUAUCCUCCAUGUCCUCCGCUUCUUAAGUCGACGACGCUAUCCCUCAGCCAGUUAUAGUUUACCAGGUUCAAGGUCACUGUCUAAGCCAUCGUCCACGAACAUCGUACUCGAGCAAUGUUAUUUGCGAGCGGAAUUGAAAGGACUCAACCGUCUUCAUGAUGACUUUGUGACCUGGCUCGAGAAAUCGUCGUCUUUUAGGCAGCUAGCUUCACUAGUCUAUGACCUUGGGAGUGUCCUUAGCUUGAUCGGCGUUGUACUGGCAAUCGUUUUCCUCGGGUGGACUUUGGUUCAGCUUGGGGCCAAGGCUUUCACUGUACCAAGCUCGACGCCAUCCACUCUAUUCCAUGUUGGUACGGUGUAUAAGCGACAAUUGCAGGAGGGGAAUACAGCGACUCCUCACGACGGCACGCAGCGUAGUUUUGUGGGCGACCAUCCAAUCUCGUUCUUGAUACCCGGAGUGACGAUACCCUUUUCACAUUUGAUCCCUCUACUCGUUACGCUCCUCAUUGCCCAAGGUUUGCAUGAGGUUGGACAUGCCUUCGCCGCUGCCCUCGACUCCAUACCUAUACUUUCUUGUGGGCUGACUUUGACACUCAUCGUUCCUGCCGCCUUCGUUUCGCUCCCCUCCCACGCCGUCAAACGCUGUUCACCCCGCAGCCGACUCCGCAUAAUAUCUUCAGGACCUUUUCAUAACCUGGUACUCUGGGCCGCCAUCGCGCUCUGGACAGUUCUAGGAAUUGAUAGAAUAUUCUGGUCACUAGCAGGGUAUCAAUACGUCGGUCACUUUGGUCGUGCCAUCGUCAACAUUAACACGGAGUCUUCUCUGCACCAGUACCUUCCGAUCGGCAGUAUCAUAACAAAACUCGAUGACUACCGUUUGGUAUCAUUUGACUCUUCACAUGAUCCCUGGACCGAGUACCUGACUCGCCCAAUCGUAUUCAAUACUGGUAUCCAGCUUGGUUGGUGUGUGGCCCGUGAUUGGGUGCUGAGUCACGACGAGAGCUGCUGCACCAGUCACAAUCAAACUUCCGGCGUUUCGUGUUUCGCAUCUAAACCAUCUGCAUCUACUCCACUUAUCCAGCGAUGUCUCCCACCUCUAACCAUCCUUGAUGUCAAAUCUUCUCAAGCCGCGAGACGUUGCUCAUCCGCGUCUGACUGUACCGAAACUGAUUUCUGCUUGAUAUCGAAGUCCAAAAAUGUAAUGAUGCGGAUUGAGUACUACAUCUCGGAUUCUGUCGUGCCCGGCAUCCCGCAUGACGAUUUGGAUGCACGUUUAAAGUCGAUUGUGUGGAGCGGACCUAAAGAGGAGAUAUUGGAAGAUGUUGAGGUCGGUACAUACCUUCCACGCUUCCCGUUUCUUCCCCGAAGACUGCCUACAACUAUAGGAUUGUUUGUUGAGUACGUCUCCCAAUCCAUCCAACUGUCAUCUUCGAAUUCAUACUUUGUUAGAUAUCUCUCGACUUUGUCGUUGUCUCUAUUCUUACUGAAUCUACUUCCGCUUCCACUACUCGAUGGCGGCCAACUCCUAGAUGCAGCGCUCGACUUUGCAGAACCCUACAUGCCGCCGGUACAAGAGGACCACUACAGUCUCUCGAAUCUAGAAGCUGGAAAUGUAGAUCCUAACACAGGUCGGUCAAUUGCUGCUACAGCAAGGUGGAAACAGCAGGUGCUCGAUGCGUCCAUGAUGCUGACAGCCAUACUCUUGUCUUGUUGUGGCUCUCUCGGUCUCAUCAAUAUUGCCACAGGCAAGUAACACAAAGCUGUAAUAUAAUGUCUCCAUUACGGAUCUAUCCAUUCCCAUGUAAUAUACACAUGCUAGUCCAUCCAAUGUUAUGUAGAAAACAGACGUAACAAAGUC